Messenger RNA from Alnus glutinosa, 441 nucleotides. RefSeq lists its product as uncharacterized. The transcript has a single exon. The coding region runs from base 1 to 441 and encodes 146 amino acids. NCBI's taxonomy places the organism in Eukaryota, Viridiplantae, Streptophyta, Magnoliopsida, Fagales, Betulaceae. The record is from RefSeq and is a predicted model, not a curated record.
AUGGCAACCCGAAGGUGGGGAAGAAAGGAGUCUUGGGCUCUUUUGAAACAGUUGGCAACGUUUUCUCUGGAUGCUUGCUUCUGUACAAGUGAUUUUAAUGAAGUGGUUGAAGCUUCAAAGAAGAAGGGGGGAGUUAGAAGGCCACGGUUCCAAAUGCUGGAUUUUCAAAAGGCCCUAGGCCACUGUCAUCUCAGUAAUAUGGGUUUUUGUGGUCCACAAUUUACGUGGUCAAACCGAAGGGGUGAUUAUAUGUUUACUAAAGAGCGCCUUGAUAGAGGGGUGGCAAACAACUCUUUUGCAUCACGGUUUCCUCAGCUGUCAGUGGAGAUUUUACUUGCUAGGAGUUCAGAUCAUGCUCCUUUAUGGGUGAUCAUGCAUCCGAAUGGGGCUAGCAAAAGGAGACGAGAAAAUGUGUUUCAGUUUGAGGCUUGGUGGAUGUAA